Messenger RNA from Postia placenta MAD-698-R-SB12, 198 nucleotides. RefSeq lists its product as hypothetical. Lineage: Eukaryota; Fungi; Basidiomycota; Agaricomycetes; Polyporales; Adustoporiaceae. The transcript is spliced from 2 exons. The annotation marks the transcript as partial. The record is from RefSeq and is a predicted model, not a curated record.
AUGGUUAACGGCUUCAAACCGAGACGAUCUAAUAGACUGAAACAUUUGCCGAAAGUUGAUUACUGCGAGAACAAGACGGCGGAUGGAAAACGAAAAAGGGGAGCAUUAGACGACGAAGACGAGUAUACGCCGUCCCGCGAAGGCACGCCGGAGAACCAGAAGACUGCAACACACGCGCCGGAGAAUCAGAGGAGUCCA